Messenger RNA from Onthophagus taurus, 2842 nucleotides. It is a transcript of the gene Ork1, whose product is annotated as Open rectifier K[+] channel 1. Gene Ontology annotation, molecular function: outward rectifier potassium channel activity; potassium ion leak channel activity. Gene Ontology annotation, cellular component: plasma membrane. Gene Ontology annotation, biological process: stabilization of membrane potential; potassium ion transmembrane transport. The record is from RefSeq and is a predicted model, not a curated record. NCBI's taxonomy places the organism in Eukaryota, Metazoa, Arthropoda, Insecta, Coleoptera, Scarabaeidae.
UUUGUUUAUAAUUGAAAAACACAUUCUUAAUGGUGAUAGCAAACAAAUCUAGUCUAUAAGUACUUCCAACGCCGAGUUUUCUCAAUAUAAUAGUUAUUAUUUUAUUGUGUUUUCGAAUAUUUUUGUUGAAAAAAACGGGAAAGUGCUAAACAACUUAUUACCUACCACUUUACACAUAAAUGUUUUAAAUGAGAUGGUUUUAGUGAGCCAGAGCGAGUGUAUCACCACUUUUUAAUCCGCUCGGAACACUUAUUUAGUGCGGGAAAUAAUUUAUUUUUUCUUAAAUUAUUUUAAAAAGAAUUUAAAAUGUCGUUGUUAUUUGGUAACGAUUUAUCGUUGAUUGUUUCGAAAAAUGUGCGGAAAUAGUUUUGUUGCAAUAAAGGGGACACACCUCGACUAUUCUUUGACUGAAAAACACAAAAGAAAUCCGACGAUUUUAUAGAAUUAGUUUGUGAGAGUUUUUGAAUCUAAUCCAGCUUUAUUAAAAAUGAUGUCGAAAAAGCAAUGGUUCGUUCUUUUUUGCUUAUUCAUAAUCUACAUUCUUUUGGGUAGCACAUUUUUUUAUUACGUCCAAAGCCACGAUGAAGCCCAUAAAAGAGAAAUCGAGAAAGAGGAACGAAAAAUCAUCGAAGAACUCAUUAAUAAACACUACAAUUCAACAAUGGAGGAUACCAAACCUGAUCUUUUCCAAAAAUUAACCAAUUACUGCGGAAAACCGAUGCUUUCUAACGUAACAGACGAAGAGGAUCCUCCGAAAUGGGAUUUUUAUCACGCUGUAUUUUUUUCGGUUACAGUUGUAACCACGGUAGGGUAUGGUAAUUUAGCUCCAACCACAAUGUUAGGACGAAUUGUGAUGAUGUUUUACUCUUUAAUCGGGAUUUCUGUAAACAGCAUAGUUAUGUUAACGUUAGGAGAUUAUUUCGGAAAAUCGUUUGUUAAAUUAUACAGACGAUGGAAAACUGCGAAAAUGGAAUACGAUACAACCCGCUUAGGUUUAAUCAGUCAAAUAGUACUUUAUUUAGUACCCGGUUUUACCUUUUUCAUAUUCCUUCCGGCUUUUAUUAUCAUGGCCUUUGAAGAAUGGGAUUAUGAUGUUGCCGUUUAUUAUUGUUUCGUUACAAUAACAACCAUUGGGUUUGGAGAUAUUGUUGCAGGAGUUAAUAAACCUGGACAAGGCACUGUAAUGUGGUUAGCAUACAAAAUAUUCCUCUUAGUUUGGAUAAUAAUUGGAUUAGGAUACGGCCUAAUGGUUCUAGGAUUUAUUUCAAGAGGUUUACGAAGUAAAAAAAUUCGAGCGAUCGAACAUGCAUUAGCGAUGAACAUCAAAAAAACACCUCAUAAAAUCCGAUCGGAAUUAAGAUCUUUAGUACACGAAUUCCUUUUACUUAAAGUAAAACGGGUUUAUAAACACGAAUUUGUUUAUACACCCCAUAAAAUCGAGAGAAGUCAAAGUUGUCCGGAUUUAAGAAUUUACGAUGAUAAUAAACUAGUUGUACCAGCGAUGAAUAGGAGGCGAGCUUGUUCAGCUUGUGUUUUUGUUUCACCCCUUAUUAGAAUGUCUUCUGAUAGUGAUUUAACUCAAAUUGAUAUGGAACGAACGUUCCCAAGGAAAUUAUCCGAACAAAGUAAUUUAUUGUUAAGGGUUGCAAAUGCAUUGGGAAGUAUUGAUAAUGAAGAAAUUGAUGAUAAUGUUAAUACAAUAAGAUCAUUAAAUCAAGAAUCGAGGUUAAAUAUACCGUUUGUGCGUAAAAGAGCGUGUAGUGAAGUUAAAUUUCCUCAAAAGUUGCCUGAAAAUAAGUACCAAAAUGAUUUGACUUGGUAUGGAAAACCAUCUUUCGUUAAUUUACAAGAAAUCCGGGAAGGACUUCAAUAUGGAAAAGCAAGAAGUAGAACUCUUCCAAUUCAACCCCCCAAUAUCUUCUCAAAAAUUAAAAAUACCAUUAAAGGAACAUCAAACAAGGAUAAUAAAGACGUUGAUGUUGAAAAACAAGAAAGUGCGAAAGUGCCGAUACCUCGCACAAACAGCGAAGCUAUUAAUAAAUAUGUGAAUAAUACGCGUCAUGGAAGACCUUCAAUUUUACAUCAACCUUCUUCUGAUAGUGUCUUAGAAGAGACUUCUAUAGCUGAUUUCUUAAGAAUGUUAGCAAAUAUAUCGAUUGAUGGCGAAGAAGAUGAAGAACCUAAACCUGUACCUAACAGAAAACUUGGUACAGCAUCGUUAACUCCACCUGAUUUAUCACCAAUGACUAGGAGGGCAAUUUUAAAUAGUUGUAGGAAAGGUUCUUUAAUGCCACCAAGUCAUAACCCAGCUUCUGGAAGAAGAUUUUCGUUGCGGCCUUCAAAUUUCUUAGAACCUUCACCACCUAAAAGAGUUAAUUUAAAUCCAAACACAUUAGAAGUUCCUUCGUCACAUUCACAUCAUCUUUCACCUCCACCACCAUACACACCCUUUGCUACUACAGAUAGAGAUGUUCCAGGAAGAAGAUCUAUUAGAGUUCCAGGUAGUAAUAGAAGAUACUCGUUGAGACCAGUUUUAAAUUUAAAUCAAUCGUCAACGGGGCCGGUUCAAAGACAAGUUCGAAAACGCGACGAUUCUUAUAGUGAAAGGUUGUGAAAAUGUGAAGAAGGGGACUUUUUAAAAUGUGAUAUUAAUUUGAUUAUUAGUAGAAAGUAUUUACAUUAAUUAGCAACGCGUUACUCAGAAUCGAAAAUAAAACGAGUUGCUAAUAGUUUUGUGAGGAAAAUAGAGACGUGACGUCAAUAAAACGUCUCGAAAAAGAAUUUUUUAAGAAAAAAUCAAUCCUUUAUUACACUUAUUUAUUAAGAACCUAAAAUAUCUUUU